Mercenaria mercenaria is the source of this 449-nucleotide messenger RNA. Its product is annotated as kunitz-type serine protease inhibitor microlepidin-1-like. The coding region runs from base 9 to 365 and encodes 118 amino acids. NCBI's taxonomy places the organism in Eukaryota, Metazoa, Mollusca, Bivalvia, Venerida, Veneridae. The record is from RefSeq and is a predicted model, not a curated record. Gene Ontology annotation, molecular function: serine-type endopeptidase inhibitor activity. The transcript has 2 exons.
GUGUGAGGAUGAACAAGCUACUGUUACUUGCGAUCGCAGUCGGUCUUAUUGCAGCAGUUGGUGGUCUGCCGUUGCCGCCGGUCAUAGAUACUCCAAUAGAUACUGGGUCACGUGGUGGACGUGUUGCCGCUGACGCGUGUCAGCAGCCAAUGACAAAGGGUCCCUGUGAAGCAGCGUUCACCAGAUACUUCUACAACCCCCAGACAUCCACUUGCGAGCAGUUUGACUACGGCGGCUGUUGGGGAAAUGACAACAACUUCGCUAGCCUGCAAUUAUGCCAGGAGACGUGCAUGAGUGAUAUGUUGAACGAUUUACCUCCUCCGCCAGGGGACGCUCUCUUCAAACUGUUUCCAGAAGAGAAAUAAUAUGUUACAGUGCAGACUAUUCUACAGUUGAUGUAUUGUCAAAGUUUGCACAUUUUUUUUUGUUUUCAUAAGCGUCCUAAAUUU